UUGUAGAAAGACGGGAUGCAGAAAACUUACCUGGCAAUGCUGCCCUGAUGCCUGAGGGUCUGUGUAUAAACACAAGUCAGAGAGUAUUGCCCCUCCUCUCCUUUCCCAGCAGACACACAGGGCAGCAUGAUGCUGGCUCUAUGCAUUGGAAGAGCCCAUGGUUAAUAUAGUAGCUGGAGCUCCAGCCUAUGGAGGGGGAUCUGCCUGCAUUGCGUCUCACUAUCAGAUCCCAACAGAGGGAGGCUGCUGCUCUCUGCUCAUUCCCCUCAGCUCUGGGUACUAGCAAUGGCCGUGUUGCUGCCCAGGGAGGCUGAUCUGUCCCCUGCCUGGCUGCACCAAACAGCUCUCAGGUUUCUGCUGAGCCUGCAACGUCAAUAAAUGGCCAGAGUUUGCUUUUUACUCUUAAUGUAUUCAGCCUUCCCAAUCCCACACUCAUCACUGCUCCAGAGGGGGUUCUGACUUCAGCUCCUGGAAUGCAGCUGCUCUGCAGCUCCCUGGGAUCGGGCAGCCCCACUCCCUGCAUUUCCCUGCCCGCUGCACCCCGCCAAGAGGAUGGAAUCGGCGCACCGUGCCCUAUUAUCCCUCUGAGCAUCAGCAGCAUCAGCAACAUCAUCAUCAUCAUCAGUAGCAGCAGCAGCAGCAGCAGCUCAUUAACUCGAAUCGGUCCCCAUAGCAUGCCAUAUGAAUAUUUCAGCAGGACUUAAUGCUCGCUCUCCUGUAAACCGAUCUCGGUGUUAAAAGGGGCGCAAAAAAGUGGGUGUUCUGCAUGCGCCUUCCCGAUGCCGCAAGGCUUGACGCAUCACUCUCAGCUCCCUCAGCGCUUUCAUCCUGCUCCGCGGCACGGAAGCAGUCUCCUACCGCACUGGCGUGUUCCACUGGUUCGCCUAACACUGACAACAAGCAGUAGGGGAAGGCAAGAGAAAAAGUGCUGAGUUGGCAAAGACCCUGUAGCUUCCAUCCUACAGCACUGCAUGGCUGGGGGACUGUGACAGAGCAGCAAUGAUACAUUCUCACAGUAGGACUGACCAGCAGGAGUGAAGGAAUACAAAUUAGAUACGAAAAGUGCUGGUGGCUGGGGUCUGUGGCAAGAUUUCUGCAAGGCAAGGGGGGGGGGACUGGCUGCAUUGGGUCUUAAGAUAGUCAAUCUCCUCCCAACGUCAACUAGAGACCAGCUGUACCACCAAGGAUUUGUUGUUUUGGGGGGGUGGGCUUUAAAACAGGGGGUUUCUCUAAGAAGAAGGGGUGCUGCAGUAGCAAAGUGAUUACCUUUACCAGCUCCUCCUUCCCCCCUCCCCUCUGGAAAAAUGACCGUGAUAGCAGGGGAGAAUAUGGACGAGACAUCAGUCUUGCCUGGUCACCCUCAGGACAGCUACCAUCCAGACCAAGAUGACCACGAAUGCUGUGAGAGGGUGGUCAUAAAUGUGGCCGGGCUGCGCUUUGAGACACAGCUUAAGACUCUCUCUCAGUUCCCCAACACUCUGCUAGGGAACCCCAAAAAACGGAUGCGAUACUUUGACCCCCUGAGGAAUGAGUACUUCUUUGAUCGCAACCGUCCAAGUUUUGAUGCCAUUUUAUAUUACUAUCAGUCUGGGGGUAGACUCCGGAGACCUGUCAAUGUUCCACUGGACAUGUUCUCAGAGGAAAUUAAGUUUUAUGAGUUAGGUGAAGAAGCCAUGGAGAAAUUUAGAGAGGAUGAGGGUUUCAUAAGAGAGGAAGAACGCCCUCUGCCAGAAAAAGAGUUCCAACGCCAGGUGUGGCUCUUGUUUGAGUACCCCGAAAGUUCUGGUCCAGCUAGGAUCAUUGCCAUAGUGUCAGUGAUGGUUAUCCUUAUCUCAAUUGUUAUUUUCUGCUUGGAGACUUUACCAGAGUUAAAGGAUGAGCGGAUCUUUAGUCGCCGGGUGAACAACAGCACAGUUUUCUACAAGUCCAACAUCUUCACGGAUCCAUUCUUUGUGGUGGAGACCCUCUGCAUCAUCUGGUUCUCUUUUGAGUUGGUUGUGAGGUUCUUUGCUUGUCCCAGCAAACCGGAGUUCUUCAAGAACAUCAUGAACUUCAUUGACAUUGUGGCCAUCAUCCCUUACUUUAUCACCUUGGGAACUGAAAUGGCAGAGCAAGAAGGUCCCCAAAAAGGGGAGCAGGCAACAUCUUUGGCAAUCCUGAGGGUCAUCAGACUGGUAAGAGUGUUUAGAAUCUUCAAACUCUCCAGGCAUUCUAAGGGCCUCCAGAUUUUGGGACAGACCUUGAAAGCUAGCAUGAGAGAAUUAGGGUUGCUAAUUUUUUUUCUAUUCAUUGGGGUCAUCUUAUUCUCCAGUGCAGUGUACUUUGCUGAAGCUGAAGAGGAUGAAUCUCAUUUUGCAAGUAUCCCUGAUGCUUUCUGGUGGGCGGUGGUAUCCAUGACCACUGUGGGCUAUGGUGACAUGUACCCUGUGACAAUUGGAGGCAAAAUCGUGGGCUCCUUGUGUGCCAUCGCUGGUGUGCUGACAAUUGCCCUGCCUGUACCUGUCAUUGUGUCCAACUUCAACUACUUCUACCACCGAGAAACUGAAGGGGAGGAACAGGCUCAGUUACUCCAUGUUAGCACCCCCAAUUUAGCCUCUGACAGUGAUUUGAGUCGACGCAGCUCUUCCACAAUGAGCAAAUCUGAGUACAUGGAGAUUGAAGAGGAUCUAAAUAAUAGCAUAGAUAACUUUAGAGAGGCAAAUAUCAGAACUGGCAACUGCACCAUAGCCAAUCAGAACUGUGUUAACAAAAGCAAGCUGCUUACAGAUGUGUAGAGCACACUCCCAUUACAGAAUGAUCAUGACCACUUCCUUCUUUGCAGGGCCACCAUCAACUUAACCUUUAAAAAUACUGAGGCCUAGUACAAGUUAGGGGAGCAGCCCACCCCCCAAUACAUGACUUAAAAAAACAUGCUGAUUUGAUAUUCAGGGCUUCCCAUUUUACUGGGCCCCACCUACCCACCUUCCCUUCUCCAAACCCAAUGGUGGCCCUUCUUUCUGUAGAUGCUUUAAACAAAUAGUCUUGAAUGCUUAAUUUUGCCAUCGUUAAUGCUUUGUUGCAUUGCGAGUUUACACUCAGUGAACACAAAAGCUUUCAGGAUUUGUUAAAAAAAAAAAAGUCAUUUAUUUUUAAAUGGAAUUUUCUUUUUCUAAACUGGUUCGUGGGAAAUACACCCCACUCCACAUCCAGUUAUAAUAGGGAAAGAAUUAAAUGCAACUUGAACAGCAAGGUAAAAAAAAAAAAAAAAAAAUACAAUAAAAAAAACCCCCUUUGCCUGUUAAUCCUAAAUUCCAACCAAUCAUCACAGAGAAACUAAAAGUUAACAGAUAUGCAUGGAGUUCUAUUAGAUGUCAGCCAACCACGCACUGCAUUCAAGGAAGUACUUCUCAAUCAAAGGGUUAAGAUGAAGUAUGCAAACACUUGCUGUUUUUUUUUCUUUUUGUUAUUGAUCUGAAGAAGUGUAUAACUUUCCAGUGAAUGACUAUGCACUUAACGAUGACCUACAGAUCCAUAAAAGCACCUUAUGAACCAAUUCAUGACUUUGCUACAUCUUAAAAGUAGAGGGACUUAAAAUUUAAAUACUUAAAAAAACACAAAGGACAAACAUCUGCCUUGCUGCUAAAUACUUUUUUUUUUUUUUUUUUUUUAAAAAGCAGAUGGAUUUGACUUAAAUGUAUUUUUUUUUCACAACUUGGAUGCAAAAUCUUUUUGUUUUUGUCAUAAGCAUGAUUUUUUCGAAUUUGAUACCAACUGUAUUUAUUUGGUAAUCUUGCAUGCCUGAAAUGUGAAACCUCAUACGAUAGGGGGUGGAUAAGUUUUCUUUAACCCUUUUGCCGCCAGAAAAAAAGGGGCUGCGGCCUGACCGCAAAAGGCAAUGAGGGGGAAGGGGGGGGGGGGGGGCGUCAGCCUCCUGUCCCAACGCAAAGCAUUGACAUACAUCAUGUUUAUUUAUGAUUUUCUUUUUAAUUUGCAUUCACCUAAAGUGCAUUCCUAAUUUAUUGAAAACCUUUUUAAUUAGUAAUUUACAGUACUGUAUGUAAAUGCAUAUGACUAUGUUAGACGAACUGGAACAAUAACUUUUUUGAAGAUCAAGCAUGUUUAAAUACCCAGCAUUAUGGGGCCUAUUCGACUAAGGUGUAACCAGAAGUAAUGCAUGAUAUCAGUAUAAAAAGAUCUUCAUGUUUUGGGGAGCCAGGUGGAAUUAAAGGGCCUACUGAUUUUCCCGCAGUAAUCCUCAGGGAAAUAUGUUAUCCACUUUCCAGGCAUAGUUCUAAAGUAUAUAAAUAGACACUUAUAAAUAUAUAUAUAUAAGUAAUUAAACUUAAAAAGGGAACCGUAUGGCCUCUAUAUAAGUCAACUGAACAGCACAUAGUGAUACCUAAGACAAUGUAUAGGUUUACUGAACAUGGUGCAGAUGCAUGAUUAGGGUUGCAGUAUCAGAAUGUAAUGAUCCCUUAACAAUAUGCAUCAAAAAAACUGCAGACCAUCUGUUUUGCAUCCAUUAUUUGAAAUCCAUAGAGUUUUGCACUGCUCUAGACUUUGCUAAAAAAAAAACAACAAAAAACAAAAAAAAAAACAAAAAAAAAAACAAAAACAAAGGAAAAAGACAAAAAUAAAAUAAUAAUCUGGAGAGCAGAAGUGAUUUAGAUAGUUGCUAGUGCCUUUAUCGUUUCAUCGCAGAAUUGCUGAAAGUGCCUCCGUGAACUGAGUUAAAAUGUAUAGGAAUUUAAUAAGAAAGGGGCAAGUGGGUUUAUAUCAUAACAAAUUCCCAAUGGGUGCUCAGAACUUCCUGCGUAUCAAAUAACGUGUAGAUUAAUAAUGAGACUUCUGGAACACAUCUUUAUAGCUGAAAUUUGUAUUGUGGAGGUCCUAAAUUAACAUCCCUUCUAUAUUGAUCAUUUACCGGAUAGAGACACUAAUGCAUUCACUCCGAGGAAAGUUUUGCACUUAAUUCCCUAGUUCUCAAGUCCUUGCAGCUUUUUUCCCUGCAAGUUGGCACCAUGAUCAACUCAAAUUUAUGCAAUGCUGCAACUCUAUUUGAUUUACAUGCAAAGAAAAAACAAAGUUGAAUAUAAAUGAAGGGGAUUUUUUUUUAGUAGCCAGUUGAAUUGACUCAGGAUGAUAUCUUUAUAUGAACAGUGUCCUCGUAUUUAAGUGGUGCAUUGAAUGUGUAUCCCUUUCUCUGUUUCCCUAUCUUCACAAGUAGUGCAAACUAUGCUUCAAUGUCAUCACGGUAUGUAAAACCAGAGGAUAUUUGAAUCCGAGACCAGUACAAUAACCCAGCUCUGAAAUCUGAUUGCAGAUUUAGCUAGACCCAAUAAAUAUAUGUAUGACUGAACCUUUAACCUGGUGGAAGCCAUCCCUUCAAGUGUUUUAUUCAAGAUGACAUUACACCAUGCAGGUCAAUUGUUUAGUUUACAUUGGUUAAAAAAAGCACCUAAUUCUGGAGAUCCCUUUAUGCACUUAGCUUAUGACAAAAAAAUGUUCAACUUUAUCCUUUAUUUAUUAGAAAGGCACUUAAAAAAACUCUUCAGUUGCCCCAAAAUGGAACCCAAGAUAGAGAAAACAAAAAACCAAAUUCAAAUUUUCAUAGGCUUUUUUUUAAAGGAUUCAUGGGUGAAGUCAAAAUGAAGGGCUGAUUUAUUAUCUUCUAAAAAAAAAGUUGCAGAGCAAAUGACAGCUUUGAGAACUUUUCCCUUAACAUCUCAAAUCCUGGUUGCUCUUAUCUAACCCUGCUACAUCACUAAGGUAGGGCACUCUGUGUCAAUGUUCCAGUGCACUCAGUACUACAGAGAUGAGCUGUUCAAUGCCGUAAAUCUGAUAUGGUGGCAUAUAAGGAAAUAAAAAAAGGCAAACUAGGCAACUUGGUUUUUUAGAAAAGUUGGGGUUCCCACAAAUUAGUUUAACUAAUGGACUUAAUACUCUGCAUGUGUAACAGAAAAGUGCUGCAUGAACUGAUAUUUGGAUAGGGCUGGGAGAAACCAUUUGGGGAAGUUUUAGGUGUGUGAAUGAUGCUUUUCUUGUGUGCAUUGAAACCCUACAUUUGAAGUACAGGGAUACAAUUCAUGAAACAUAAGCAUGCAUAUCUGGAAUAAAUUAAAAAAAAAAAAAAUCUCUUACCCCUUUUCUCUACUGUGCUCAAAUGUCUUUGUAGACCUGAAGGUGCACUUGAUAAAUGCCUGUUAUUACAAUAAACGGAAUAUUUUUUACAUUUUAUUGCUGAAUUUAUUAUCUACAUCGCACAAGUCUAUGAUUGUAAUCAUAAAACCGCCCUCAAAUGUAGGCGAGCACUUUAAAAUGGAUAACUGAAGGAUCUGGUGUAUAUUUAAAUGUCAAUUGUCUGCGAUUUGUUAUUGUAAUUGUUAUUGUGUCACCUCUGCUGAAGGCAUGUCACAUGACAUUUGUUUCAAGAAAUUCUUGGCUUGUGGUUAUCCCACUACAGUUUUAUUGCAGGUAACAUGUUGGAAAUCUGUUGGAACCAUUGACCAUGUAUAGAAUUUGUUUUCCCCCUUUAGGAAAUUUGACAUAUUUUGGUUCAUUCAUUAUUUUCUUGAAAUAUUGAUGUGGAUGGGAUUUUAUUUCUUAGAAACUUUUAUUAAUUGCCUAAAAGAAAUAUUUUGGUUCACCCAAAAGACUGUUAUAACAGUAGAUAAAGUGUCAUCUGCCUUCAAGAAGGGCCUAUGUCCAGGGAUGUCUUACUGUUUUUGGAACAUAUGCCUCCUGUGUCCAGGUGUUAAAAACCAAUGUUGGCAACACCUCUUCAUAGCAUAGAUCCUUCUAAUUUUAUCCUUUUAUCAACAGACUUUGUCUGUGGAAGCAUAAAUGACAAUAAAACAGCAUCUAUAUUCCCUCCAACUAAAUCAUGUUGCACUCUCUGCGGGUCCAUAUCUCAGUAUCUGAUAGGUUUCAUAGCUUUGACCAAAAAUGGACCAACUUAGGUUGUGAUUUCUAGUUGUAAAUAAUCACCCUGAGUAAUGCUUCUUUUUUUUUUGUAAAUAUUUAAUUGUAUUUUGUAUGACAUCAAAAGAAUGUUAAAGCACAGAUAAACGAUGAACACAUGUUUUUGGGGUGGAAAUGAUGCUUUGUGUUACCGACUGCAAAAGGCAAACCAUUUUUCAUCACUGAAUGUCAACUUGGAAAGAGAUACGUAAACGUUUGCUUAUUUGUUCUCAAAGGAAUGAUUUAGAUGAAAUUGCAUUGCCUUCAAUAAACAAGUGCAAUUCUCUUAGAGAUGAAAUGUCAGACUAUAAUUGUUUAAUUUUGUGGGUGUUUUUUUUCUUUCUUUGGUUUAUACUUGACCCAGAGCCAAAUUUCUUUUUUAAUGGAAGCUGAAUGUAACGUUCUUUACCUACCAAAUUAUUUUUGCCACCAAAAAAAAGAAUCUAUUUUACUUUAGGGCAUUACAUUUAUUUGAUUAAUUUUUUAGCCUGGUCAGUUAUUCAAGACCAAAGUAUGUUUUAUUGACCUGAAGUGGGAUUUUGCUGAAUGAGAAUGGUUUGACUGUGUUGCUGAUUAGAUGAUAUAAUAAUAAUCAUGCAUUCUUUCUGCUGUUUUUAUUGGGUGGAGGAUUAUUAGGCCUAUUAGGCUUUAUUUUUAUUUUUUUGGAAAAACCAAAGAUUGCUAAUAUAAAAAAAAAACAUUUAGGAAGGGGAGUUUGUUAUGCCUUAAGCCAUGUCCCCUUUCUACAGGUUGGUGUAAAAAGGAGUUUAAACUUGACAUCAGUAUUGUUCCUUGUAAGCAAAUCAAGAACUGAUUUUGGUUCUACAUAUUUUGUAAUUGACUACAAGUCAUGUUGUUGAAAUGGGUGGGGCUGUAGCCUUUACUUGAUUGUAUAUUUACACUUAUGUUUGGCUUUAAUAGCCUGAUUCUGACAGGUAUUUAAUGGUCAGUCAUGUUGUUUGGCUGCAGAAGACCUGUAACAACAAAAGAUGUGGCAUUAAUUCUGGAUUGAAAUGAGUUCCAGCUGGGAUUCAAAUUUUAGCUUUUAUGCCAUUAAUCCUUUAUUCUGUUAUGACCAUUUGCUCAGUGCUGCAUUGAGUAGCAACGAGUAACCAACAAGUUCUUCUGUAAGCAUCUCAUUGCCCCAGAGUCAGUGUCAGUCUGGGGUAUCCAGGACCCACUGGGGUUGCCACCUCAAGGGCCCUCCACCCCAGCCAUGGACAGCCCAGACACAGUUGCAAAUCAACCCGCUGCACACUUCUUCCCCCCCAAUGGGUUCCUUUAAGUUGCAGCACUCAAAUCACCGCAAUCAGAUCUCCCUGCAGGCCAAGAAAGUAGUUUGGGGUAAGGGGGUUCACAAGUGCCAGGGCCCAACGGAUUUCCUCCUGGUGCUCUGCAGACCCAGCAUGACACUGUCCAGAGCUACUAUCUGGUAACAUAACCUUUGUGGUAAAGGCAUAAUGUUGUUGGUCCUGGGGUCAGUUUCUCAAAGUGGCAUUUAGCGGAUAUACUCAGGAGAUGGACAAUAUUUCUCCUGUAGAUGCAGAUUUUAGAAAUAUUGAUCCCUCAGUGGUAUUGCCCCUUAAUCCUCUUCUACUGGGUCGUGCAACUCUUUUUCACCUGAUACAUAAAUCAUCUUGUGCAUAAGGCAGGGAAGUGACUUAGAUGGCACUGACACAUUUUUCUGUUGGAGCAAGAGGUGGCAUUUCUAUAUGAUAUUUCUGAAUGUAGUUUUUCUCUCUUAAAACGUCUAUCACUGUGGCAUAUUGAAAGGGUAAUGCUAUAUUAAAAAAAGAAAUCCAUAUCAUCUUUAAGUUCUUGAGAAAGCUUUGUAUACUGUAUAUGAUUUUAAUGCAUUUUUCUCAGCAGUUGAAAGUGCCAGUUUGAAAAACUGAAUUAAAAAUAUAUUAAAUAUGUUGCUCAUUUAUGUAAUAUCAAAUUGUUUUUUUGUCAUGUUUUCAGUUAAAUAUAUUGACAUUUUAAAAAUAAAUAUUCAUUGUUCGUCAGUAAGGUUUAUCUUCCAUUUCUAUUUUUAUAAAUAGAGAGUAAAGUGUGAGUUCUUAUUCCAUGGUAUUUAUAUAUAAAUGCAUAUAUGCAUAGAAUAAUGCUGCCCUCAUAUUAUUAUUGUUCUUCAUUGCAUCCCAGGAAACGAUUAGGCUAGAAAUCAAGUACCUUAUGCACAGGGCUUACUCGCAGUAUAAUAUUCCUAUGGCAUUUCUUUUUUCAUCUGUACAUGCUCAGUGGGUGCUUCUGAGCAUGUAACUUGUGUGGCUAGUGUUACAAAGAGAAUAAAACUAAAGUAAGUGGGAUGGUUGCAGGCCCAAAUUGGCAAUCUGUGGAUUCUGGCAAAAGCCAUAAACAGACUAUUUAUUGGGCUGGUGGGGGGCUGUUUAGGCCUCUGUGUAGUUGAAAUGGCAGGAACCAGUCUGGCCUGAAUGGUUGCUACUACUUGUACCAUAUUCCUAAUGACAACUCUGUCUAGGGACCUUUACCUUUAUAGCCUACUAAGGCAGGGAUUUAGAGAUGGUGUAUCAGUUAAUUAAUAGGAAACCAACAUGCAGAAGUUUCACUUGUUUAAUAAAAGUUCCAGUUUGGUGAACGAUAAAAAAGUAAUGGAAGUUUUAUUGAUCUAAUGUAAAUUCUGCACAACAGGUUGCAAUAACUUAGCUCACAAUGCAACAGCCACAUAAGCAGAAAGUCACUGGGUAUGUAGAGUACCACACAUAGCAACAAGAAGGCCAACUGAAAUAAUGACACUCAAAAGCUACACAGGCAAAUCUUCAGUCAUGGAUCUUCAGUAUAAUGGCUGGUAGAGUAAGCCUUAGGCAAGAUGUACCUUUCUAGCCUAAUCCUUUGGCUUUAAUUCUCCUUAAUAUACAAUAUACCUACUAACAGUAUUCUUUGUGUAUCCAUGCACUCUCUUUUUAUAUAAAUAUACCUCUGUAUUUCUGUUCAACAAAGAUACAAAUUCUGUAGUUGGAAUCGUAUUUAAGUGCACAUUCAGGGCAACAAAAACAUUUAAGCUUCUACCCGCAGCCUACAAUAACUUACCAUUUGAGCUUAUUUGUACAUCAAUCACCAUAUUUUAUUUACAAUACAUGAACUUGGUUUGUCAGUUUUAAAUGCUUAUCCCACUCUGAUUUAAAAUGACUACUUUUAUCCAGUUCUCCAGCUUGUGUUAUUUUAUCAUCUGUUCAUAUUUUGCAUCUAUUAAAGGUAAUUUUUAAAAGGA
Xenopus tropicalis (tropical clawed frog) is the source of this 10171-nucleotide messenger RNA. It is a transcript of the gene kcna1, whose product is annotated as potassium channel, voltage gated shaker related subfamily A, member 1. Gene Ontology annotation, biological process: monoatomic ion transport; protein homooligomerization; transmembrane transport. NCBI's taxonomy places the organism in Eukaryota, Metazoa, Chordata, Amphibia, Anura, Pipidae. Gene Ontology annotation, molecular function: monoatomic ion channel activity; voltage-gated potassium channel activity. Gene Ontology annotation, cellular component: plasma membrane; voltage-gated potassium channel complex; membrane. Bases 1305 to 2774 code for a protein of 489 amino acids. The transcript is spliced from 2 exons. The record is from RefSeq and is a predicted model, not a curated record.